Messenger RNA from Racocetra persica, 2217 nucleotides. Lineage: Eukaryota; Fungi; Glomeromycota; Glomeromycetes; Diversisporales; Gigasporaceae. The record is from the annotation of a GenBank genome assembly.
UCUCCGGCCAAAAGGUUUACUUUUGCAAUUAAAAUUGAUGGACUCACAUUUAUUACGGAUCUUAAAGAAAGAAUAUGGUCUAAAAAAAGAAACGCUUUAGCAAACGUUAAUGUUAGCCAACUCCGAUUAUGGAGAGUUAACAUCCCUGUUAACGAUGAAAAUAAAAUGAAUAUGUUAGACACAUCUCGCACAAAUAUUAACGUUAAAGAAGAACUAGAUGGAAUAGAAAUGUGCCCAGUAGAUCCUAUUUCUAAAUAUUUUGACGAACAAUACACUGGACCCUCCGUAGAGAACACAUGUAUAAAUAUCAUUGUGGAUAUAAAUAAUAAAGGGCCAGUCAAUUGGAAUAACAAUAAAUCAAUUUUUACUUGGUUACAAAAUUUGAAACGUUCGAAUGGAAUAAUAAAACAAAAGUUAGUGGAUACAUAUGGUGCUAAGUUCCCUUUACAGGGUCGAGAUGAGACGAUAGAAAAUUUAUUUAGAGGGACUUUUGUGACAAAUGGAAUUUGCGACAGGUUUAAACAACGUAAUACAACGGACAGAAACAAUCACCCUAUUCCUAUUUUGGUUAAUGGCCCAGGUGCUGGAAAAAGUCGAUUCCUUCAGGAACUGCCAACCUUAUUGUGUAAUCAUGUCCAGAAAUAUACAGAGGAUAAUUCCCUUAUAAAUUCAAUUAAAAACCGGAUGUUCUCUAUUAAUGUCACCUAUGGUAAUGAUACCGCUGCAUCAGAAGAGGAUGUGCGUAUUGGUGAAACGUCAGUUGCACUAAGAAUGCUUUAUGAACAUUUCAUUGUCGGAGGAUCAUAUGAUUAUAAAACAUUUAUAAGAGAGUGGGGUAAAUCUCAACUAUCAAUCAGUACUGCACUUGAUAUUAUUCUCAUGGAUGUCGAUGCUGAUAAGAACGAUGAUUAUAAAACCAAUUUCAUUAUUAUUGGAAUUGACGAACUAAAUAUCUUACAUAAUUUGUAUAGAAAAGAUUCAAAUUCACAUAAUCCUGUUCAGUUAAUUGUAUAUGCAGUUAAUUCCGGAACUAUUCAAGGUCCCCUGGAAGAAAUGGCUAGAGGAUCAACAUAUCUUCACUUAUACUUACCACUACGUCUUCUUCGAGAUGAAGAAGUUUGGAAUAUUAGUAAAAAUAUUGCAGAUACUGAAAAUCUAGCAGAAUACAUCAAUAGAAGUAUUUUCCGUCGAUGUAUUGGUGAUCUUGGCGGUCAAGUUCGGGCUCUAGAAAUAUUUUAUAUCGAAUUAUUGAAACAAGUAGAGUGUCAAACUAACUAUAUAGAUUAUAUACAUAUAAUGUUAAAUGUUAAGGAUGAACUAAUACAAAGAUAUCCAUUUAAAAGAUUCGCAAAUAUGAUAACACCAGCCAUUAUACGUGCCAUUCUUAACAUUCCUGUAAGAUCGUAUGAGAAUGCUAGCAACAAUGGACAGUUAACUUAUACUGAUCUUUCAUCACAUGGUAUUUUAAAUUUGGAACCAACACGUGAUGGCUUCUAUAAGGUUAUGAUUGAUCAAAAUCCGCAUGUUUACUGGCAAGAGUUUGAAGAUUUUAACAUGCGAUUCUGGACUUUACGUCUUCGGCUUCUAUCUUUCUUAAAUGAACCAAUAACAAUACAAGAGCUUUUUAGGGGUGCAUUUAAUUUCGGAUAUUAUUCAGAAUGCAUAUUUCAUCUCCCAACUGUAGACUCCAUUCAAUAUCAACAACUUAAUUUUCAAUAUCCUACCACGGAGCAGAAUUUACGCAUAUCACCCGGCAUAGUGUAUAAGAAUGGUGCUGGUGCUCCAUGGGAUCUCUUUUUUGUUCUAGACGAUUGCAUUUUUACCAUCCAGAUCAAAUCUUCAGAAGUCAUUGAUGAGAGGAUGUUAAAUACUGAAUACAAUAAAGUUAAGAAUGCAUUCAAUAUAUUGCAAAAUUCAUUUGAAGGAGAAUUCGUUAUUAAGAACUGGGUCCUCUUAAUAUGUACAAAUGGAUCAAGAACAGUAAAUUCUUUGAAUUCAUUACAAAAAAAUUGCUUCAUCGUAGAUUGUGAAAAUUUUAAGGAUUUUUACGGUUAUACAUUUUCCAGUCGUGCUGCGUUUUCUGCAGCUAAUGACACAAUAGAUGUUAACACUGCAGAGGUUUAUGAAUUAAAAACGAUUACAGGAAUAGGGGAGGAAACUGCGAAAGAUAUAUAUAAUAAAAGACCAUAUUGCGAUGAAAAUGAUCUAUAUAGUAAG